Plasmodium reichenowi is the source of this 5253-nucleotide messenger RNA. RefSeq lists its product as hypothetical. Bases 1 to 5253 code for a protein of 1750 amino acids. Lineage: Eukaryota; Apicomplexa; Aconoidasida; Haemosporida; Plasmodiidae. The record is from RefSeq and is a predicted model, not a curated record. The transcript has a single exon.
AUGAGUUUAUUAAAAUAUAUAAGAAACAGUUUGUAUAUUUUAUUAUUAUAUUUUUUUUGUAUAUAUUCAAGAUGCUUGUGUAAUAUAAGUCUUCAUCCAUCCUUAGCAGACUUCUUCGUAGAAACCCUUCGAGAUAAUAUUUUUAUAUCCACGAAUAAUGUGGUAAAUAAGAAAUUAACUAAUCUUGAAUGUUCUAGCGAUGAUUUCUUAGAAUGUCACAAUAUAAACAAGGAAACAAAACAUGGAAUGGAUAAAAGGAAUGAUAGAAAUAUAAAUACAUAUACAUAUAAUAACAAUAAUGAUGAAAUAGACAUACGUAAAGGAAAUACAAAUAGAUUAUAUACAAAAGAAAACGAUAAAAAAUAUAUUUAUAUGUACGAUGAAUACCAAGAUAUUAAAUACAGUUAUUUACAUACAAACCCUUUUUAUAAAAUUACAAAAAAAGAUAUAGAACAAAAAAACAAAACAAAACAAAAAAACGAGCAAGAUAUAUAUAAAAAAGAUAUAGAACAAAAAAACAAAACAGAACAAAAUGAUAAUAUAUUUUAUAAAUUAUUUUCAUCUUUUAUAAAUAUUAUCUUACCUAUUUUUAAGAGAAAAGAGAAGAAUGAAAUUACAACUAUUCAAAAUAAAUGGUAUUCAUCAUAUAUUCUUGAUUAUAAAAAAACAAAUAUUUUAUAUACUCCAGAUAAUAAUUCUUCAAAUAAUUAUUAUGUUGAGAAAAGAAAAAAUAAAAUCAAAGGAUUAUAUUUAACGGAACAUAUAGGAAAUAUAAACGACACGUCUGUAUUAACACCUUUAUCCUUGGCUAUAGAAGAAUUAAAAUUCAGUAAGAUAUUUAAACAUGUAUGGGAAGGUACAUAUACAAAUAUUGUUUUUUUAGAAAACACAGGGUCGUUGUCAAAUCACGAUAAUGAAAAAAAAAAAGAAUUUAAUAAUAUAAAUAUUAAUAAUAAUGACAGUAUUGAAGCUAUGAAGGCUCUUCGAGAAGAUCCGCAGGAGUUAUUAAAACGGGGAGCGAACAAUAUGAGAGAUAAUAAUGGACAAAUGAAAAACGAAAAUAUAAUACAAACACAUCAUACAACUUUUGAAAUCAACAAAAUGGAUGAAAAUAAAGAACAUAUGAACAAAAUGGAUCACAAAAACAAAUAUAACCAUUAUAAUACAUAUGAAUACCCUGGGACUACCCAUUCAUCACAAAAUCUUCAUAUUCAUCAAGGUGCGAAAAAAUUAAAACAUUUCUUAGACUACCAAAAAAAUUCUCUCCUGGUAAAAUAUAUUAAAAAAUCGAAUGGGCAAAAUCAAUAUUUUAAUAUUUUAAAAGUUGUAGAAAAUGAGGUGCCUUUAGAAAGCGCUAGUAAUAUUUUAGAGUCCUUAAAUAUAAAAGAAGAAAAUAAUUUUGAAGAAGUUUUCAAAAAUAACAAAAAUGUAAAUGUUGGUAUAUGUACAAGAGAUACGUUAAGAGAAAUGACAAAACCUUUUUUUUUGUUUUUUCUUAUUUUUAAUAGAAUAAUAGUAGAAAAAAAUAAAAAACUAGAUUUAAUUUUAUCUAAAAGAAAAUAUAGAACACAUGAUAAUAUAAAUAGUAAAUCUAGAAAUGUUUCAAAGUAUACAUAUGCAUGUGUUUUUCUAAAGUCGAUAGAAAAUUCAGAAGUUUCUAUAUCUCUAAGAAAUAAUAAACAUAUGAAAUGCUCUUGUAAUAAUUCGUAUAAUAAUAAAAAUAAUAAUAAUAAAAAUAAUAAUAAUAAUAUUUAUGAUGAUAUAUAUAAUAAGAAUUAUAAUAACAUAAAAGCUUCAUCUCAUAAUAAUAAAAAAGGAGAAUAUUGUAACGGUGAUAAUAAUGACUUGUGUAAUAAUAUAAAUUUCUAUAAUUCUUAUGGAAAGGAAAAUAAUUUAUGUUCAUGUUCGAAUAAUGAAGAUAACAUGAAUUAUAUAAAAGUGACUGAUGAUAAAAUAUAUAAAGAAUGGAAUGAAAACAACAAGACAUAUAGAACAAGAAGAGAUAAUAAUAUGAUGAAGAUAUUCAUGUUUUCUACAAAUAUUCUAAAUAAAGUUACUACAUGUAAAGAUUAUAGUUAUUAUAAAAAUAUUUAUAAAUUACAUGUAAAUUAUAAUGGUGUAUGUAACCACAUAAUUUUUAAAUAUAAGUAUAAUAAAAGUAAAUUUCUGGAUUUUAUAUUUAAUACAAAUAUUUGUUAUAGUAGUAGUUAUAAGAACGAUGGUAUUCAUUUCAAUAAUCCUAACUAUAAUCUAAAAGAAAACAUUAUAUUUAGUGGUAUAUGGGUUUAUGGAAUAUCCAAAAAAAAUGACUUAUAUAAUAGUUUUUUUAAUAAAAAGAAAAAAGAAAAAAAAAAAAAAAAAAAGGGUGCAAAGAGUAAUAAGAAGAAUGACAUGUAUGUUAAGGGGAGGUUAUCACCAUAUGAUAAUUCGUAUGUAAAUUAUAUAAAUGUAGAUAAUAUGGGUGGUGUAUAUAAUUUGAGUGGUGUAGAUCAUAUGAGUGGUGUAGAUAAUUUGAGUGGUGUAGAUCAUAUGAGUGGUGUAGAUAAUUUGAGAGGUGUAGAUCAUAUGAGUGGUGUAGAUAAUUUGAGUGAUGUAGAUAAUUUGAGUGAUGUAGAUAAUUUGAGUGAUGUAGAUAAUUUGAGUGAUGCUGGUGUUGAUGGUGAUAAUAUUCAUUAUAACGAUAAUAUUCUUAGCGAUGAUGAUAUAAAUUACAAUUAUAAUUUUGACAAUAUUAAUAAUAAUAGUAGUAGUGGUAGUAGUAUUAGUAGUAGUAGUAAUAUUCUUAAUGAUGAUAAUAAGGAAAAAGAAAAAAAUGAAUAUAUUGAUAAGACAUACAAAAAAAAAUACUGGAGCAGUAGUUCUAUUCCUAAUAAUUUUUAUUAUGAUAAGAAUAAAAAAGAUUUAUCCGAAAAUAUAAAAGAUGAAAAAGGGAAAAUAUUUUGGAAGGAACAAAUAUUAAAUUAUAGAAUAUCAUCCUUACAUCGAUAUAAAAGGAUGAAGAUAUUAAAUUUCAAAAGUAGAAUUAGUGAAGAGAAAAGAGCAUAUUCCUAUUUAAUUAAUAAGACAAUAAAUAAUAGUGAUGAUUUAUUAUUAUUAUCUAAAAAAGGAAUUAUUAAAUUUAAGAAUCCUAUUGUAUUAAAUGAGCUAUUAAUAGGUUUUUCUUUUAAUCCUAUAUAUGAUUAUAUUUGUAAAAAAACUAAUAAAUCUAUAAUAAGUUCAGAUAUGAAUACACUUAAUAAUAUGAGAAAUAAAAAAGAUAAUAAUUUUAGUUUUGAUGAUUAUAUGAAUAAAAUAUCAUGUGGAUAUAAUAAACCACAAUAUUUUUAUAUAUUUUUUCAUUUCUAUUUAAAUAAUACCAAAAAAUAUAAUAUUGUUUUAGAGAUACAUGUAGAUUAUUUUAAUAAAUUUAAAGAAUAUAAGGAUAUUUCUUUCCAAUAUGUUAAUGUAUUAAAUUAUUUAAGAGGAAAUAUUCAUCAUUAUAGAAUUAAUAAAAUACAUAUUGAAUAUUCUCUAUCACCUUUUAUACAUAAGAAUGAAUAUUUUGAUCAUACCAUUAUGCCUUUCUAUAUCUCGAUAAAUAGUUUAAUAGUAAAUGAAAGUCGUAAGGUUUAUAAUUACGUGCCCAUAUUUUACACACCAAAAAUUAACUUUUUACAAGUGAUCAGUAGAAAUAUAAAAAAUGAAAAAAUUGUAGAUAAUAUGAACACACAUAAACAUGGUGAGCACGUGAAUUCACAAAAUAAUCAAAGCGAUGAGAAAAAAAAUGUGUCUGAUGAAAAAAGUCAGAUGAAAAUGAACAAUCCUAGUAAAGAUCAUGAUAACAAGAAAUAUUAUGAAAAAAAAAAAAAAUUUAUCAACAAUAAUGAUAAUAAUAAUAAUAAUAAUAAUGAUAAUAAUAAUAACAAUAACAAUAACAAUAAUAACAAUAACAAUAAUAACAAUAACAAUAAUAAUAACAAUAACAAUAACAAUAACAAUAAUAAUAACAAUAACAAUAACAAUAACAAUAACAAUACCGUUGGUAAUAAUAAUGUUAAUAAUUCGAGUGGUGGUGAAGGAACUACAACAACGAUAACGACAAAUGAACAAGUUGAUAGAAAAAAUAAUAUAACCGAUGGAACGACGGAAAAACAAUUUUAUUCAAACGUAUUAAAUAAAGUAAUAACAUAUUUUUUAUCAAAAGAUGAGGGAAAAGAAAGAAAAAAAAAAGAUUUAGAAUUAAAAAAGAAAGAAGAUUAUUCUUAUUAUAUAUGGAAAGAAAAAAAGAAAAGAAAAAAUAAAAAUAAGAAUUCAUCUUAUAUUAAUAUUCAUUCCUUUUCCUUUUUUAUAUCUAUAAAUGAAACCAUUUUUUUAAAGCAUAUAAUACAAUAUAUAUGUAAUACAGAUAAAUGUACAUAUGUACAUAAUAAUACUUUAAAGAAUAAAGAAAAAAAAAAGAAUAAUAAUAAAUAUGGAAAUGAUAUAUAUGACAUAUAUAAUAACAAAGAUUUAUAUUCUGUUAAUAAUAAUAUACUUUAUAAACCAUAUAACACAAAUAUUAUUUAUCACGAUGAUGUACUAAUAAAACCAAUAGUUAAUGUGUCGAAUAAAAACAAAAGUAUAAUAAAAGAAGAAAUAAAAGAAUUAACAAAUAUAGAAAAAGAUUAUUUACAAUUUUUAAAAAAUAAUUUAUCUAAAUAUAUAAGAGAUAAUAAGAAUUAUAUUAUCGGAUAUAAUAUGACUAAUCUAUAUAAAUUUGAAUAUAUAAAAAAUAUGUAUAUAAUUCCUCCAUAUAAUAAAGGUAUAUUAAUAAACAUCGAAAAAGAACAUGAACAAAUAUAUUUAGAUAUUUAUAAUAAUCUCUCUUAUUUAAAAUAUGAAGAAAUAAAUGAAAAAUUAUAUUAUAAUACAAAAAAAGAAUUAGAUAUCAUAUAUUUAUACGCAGCAUUCUUACCAUUAGAAAGUGAUUUAUUCCACUUUAAUUAUUUAUCACAAAAUAAUUUAACAUUAAAUAAAAUAUACAAACAACAUUAUAAAAUUAUUUUUAAAAAUGUUAUACCUUUUACAAAAUAUGAUGAUUUCUAUAACAUACAUAAAAUAAAUACACAAGAACUUAUAGAUAUAAAUUCUUUGAACCUAAAAAGUAAUUCUUUUCCAACCGACCUAAUGAAUUUAAAUAUUGACGAAAACAUAUAUAAAACGAAAAUACUAGAAUUCAUACAAAACAAACUUAAAACCGCUUUACAAAUGAAUUCAGAAGAUAAAAAAAAAUAA